Molecule: messenger RNA, 1698 nt
Organism: Cladophialophora psammophila CBS 110553
Lineage: Eukaryota; Fungi; Ascomycota; Eurotiomycetes; Chaetothyriales; Herpotrichiellaceae
Exons: 1
Coding region: 1-1698 (565 amino acids)
Biological process (GO): amino acid transmembrane transport
Molecular function (GO): amino acid transmembrane transporter activity
Source: RefSeq, a predicted model, not a curated record
AUGUCAGACCCUCCAAAUUCUACCGACGACAACCGAGCAGCACGUGUCAUCGCUGGGCAUCUCCCUUCAGGGUACACUGCAGGCCUCGAUAGUGUGCAUGCUGGUGGCGGUGACCCAAGAGAGCCCGGAGAGCCUGAGCCGGAAUCAUCUCUAAAACUCCAAGGGGGCGACAUACACCGCGAUCUGUACAAAAUUCAACAGCCGAACAGAUUGCAGCGGGCUGCUACCUUUUCCCAUCCCAAUGAGUCCUCCACCGCAAUGGAAAACGAGACAUCGGUCGCAGAGCAACUUGCCCCCGGUGGCUUCCGUCGAGAGUUCGUCCGCAAAAAGUACGGUCGUUUCAAUCCCGCUGUCAUUCCCGUCACCCGGAACUUCGUCGAGUUUCUCUCACUGUAUGGCUCCUUUGCUGGUGAGGACCUGGAAGACUCGGAGGAGGAAUCAGCGCUUGAAGAUGAAGAAGGAGCGCCUUCGGAGAGGAGACCACUCCUCCCUCGGCGGCGGACCGCUCUAGCAAAACCAGGAGACGCCGGCACGAUCAAGACCUUCUUCACCUUGCUCAAGGCCUUUAUCGGUACUGGAAUCAUGUUCUUACCAAAGGCGUUCAACAAUGGCGGCAUCCUGUUCUCGUCCAUGGCCCUGUUGACGGUUUCGCUCGCCACCACAUGGGCGUUCCAUCUCUUGCUGCGGUGUCGACAAAUACACAAGAAGUGCGGUUAUGGCGAGCUUGGUGAAGUAAUUGGUGGUCCUAGAAUGCGGGCUAUCAUUCUCGGAUCUGUCACGAUCUCGCAACUCGGAUUCGUCUGUGCUGGGACGGUUUUUGUGGCACAAAAUUUGUAUUCCUUCCAAGAUGCAGUCACCAAAGGUCCAUCCCCAGUGUCGACCAAUAUCCUGAUUGCCUUACAGCUGAUCGCCUUGGUCCCACUGGCAUUCAUUCGAAACAUCUCUAAGCUUGGUCCUGCGGCGCUGGUGGCGGACGUCUUCAUCCUGCUCGGGCUAGCUUACAUUUACUACUACGACAUUUCCAGCUUGGUCGACCACGGACUCAAUUCAACUGUUCAAUUCUUCAAUCCGCAGCACUACACGCUGACCAUCGGGUCAGCCAUAUUCACUUUUGAAGGGAUUGGUCUCAUUCUUCCCAUUCAGUCGUCCAUGCGAGACCCUGACAAGUUCGAGCCCCUUCUCUGGGUCAUAAUGCUCAUCAUUACUGUCAUCUUCACCUCGAUAGGAGCGCUUUGCUACGCGACAUUUGGGUCUGCGACGAAAAUUGAAGUCAUCUCCAACUUCCCACAGGGGAGCAGGCUGGUUAAUGCGGUCCAACUUUUGUACGCCCUCGCCGUUAUGGCCGGCACACCCGUCCAACUAUUUCCAGCCCUUCGAAUCCUGGAGGGAAAGAUGUUUGGCCACCGUUCUGGCAAGCGGAACACGUCCAUCAAGUGGAAGAAGAACGGCUUCAGAACCGUUCUCAUUGUUCUUUGUGCUUUGGUGGCAAUUUUGGGAUCCAGCAACCUUGACACGUUUGUGGCCCUUAUUGGUUCGAUCUGUUGCGUUCCGCUUGUAUACAUAUACCCUCCGCUCCUCCACUACAAAGGAGUGGCAAAGUCAAGCUGGGAGAAGGCCGGAGAUGUCGUCCUGAUGAUAUUGGGGGUUGUUUGCAUGAUUUACACGGCUACCAUUACUAUUGCGACUAGCUUCAUGUAG